Sinocyclocheilus grahami is the source of this 3155-nucleotide messenger RNA. RefSeq names its product death domain-associated protein 6-like. Lineage: Eukaryota; Metazoa; Chordata; Actinopteri; Cypriniformes; Cyprinidae. Gene Ontology annotation, biological process: negative regulation of DNA-templated transcription; nucleosome assembly; regulation of apoptotic process. The record is from RefSeq and is a predicted model, not a curated record. Bases 51 to 2150 code for a protein of 699 amino acids. Gene Ontology annotation, cellular component: nucleus; PML body. Gene Ontology annotation, molecular function: transcription coactivator activity; transcription corepressor activity; histone binding. The transcript has 11 exons.
ACACGGAUUUUGGCAUCUCAGUUUGGACUUUGACUGUCUUCGCCAGUUCAAUGCUCAGUGCUCAACAAAUUCUCUCUCCUCCCUUCCGGAUGGCUGGAGCAGUGAUGGACAGCAUUGUGAUCCUUGACGAUGACGAUGAAGAAGCUUCCACGUCUGCAUCUACCUCCUGUUCUCAUGCUACGAACUGCCAGCCAAAAAUGCCUGUGAAGAACCAGCUGCCGCCUCCAACACACAUCACACGGUCUCCGUUCGCCUCCGCAAAGAAGGAUGUGCAUGUCCUGCAGAAGGAGAAUGAGAAACUCUUCGCAGAGUUUGUGGAUCAUUGCUCCAAACACUCGCAAGAUCAUCCGGAGGUCAUGACCUACCUGCAGACCAGAUACUCCAAGGCGCUGCCGACCUUCCUGACAUCGGUGGAGUUCCGUAACACUCUGGGCCGCUGCCUCACACGAGCCCAGGCCAACGCUGGCAAAACCUUCGUCUUCAUUAACGAACUCUGCACCGUUCUUAAACAGCACACAGCUCGGAAAAGGAGCUCCAUACAGGCUGUGCCCUCCCAAACAAAACCUGAGCAAAAGAGCAAUGGGACAAAUGUAGCGGAGGAGGUGCUGGUUAAAGGAGAAGAGGAAAAGCAAGAGGGCGACGAGGAAACGAAGAAAACGAAAAGGGCUUCCAGGAGACAGAUAGCAUACCUGGAAAACCUGCUGAAGGUGUAUAAUGAGGAGAUCCGACGGCUUCAGGAGCGGGAGCUGAGCGUGGAGGAUCUGGAGAAGGAGGACUCCAGUUAUAUUCAGGAGCACACGCUCAAACGCAAGAUGAUGAAGAUCUAUGAGAAACUGUGUGAGCUGAAGGGCUGCAACAUGCUGACGGGGCGAGUGAUCGAGCAGAAGAUUGCCUACAGUGGAACACGAUACCCAGAGAUCAACAAAAAGAUUGAACGUUAUAUUAACAGUCCAGAAGCUCUUUAUAAUCCACCGGACUACACGGAUAUCCUGAAGGUGGCUCAGCGCGCCAACGAACGCUACAAUCUCCAGCUCACCCGCAAACAGAUAACACAAAUCGCUCAAGAAGCCUUCAGGGAGACAGGCAACAAACUGCAGGAGAGACGCCAUCUUGACAUGGUCUACAACUUCGGCUCCCACCUCACAGAUUCCUACAAACCCACGUUAGACCCUGCACUCACUGAUCCAGCACUGCAUCGCAAGCUCCGCUCAAACAGAGACGUGGCUCUCAGCAGCCUGGAGGACGUGAUCACCAAAUACGCCAAUAAACAGGAAGACGUGGAGGUAGAGGAAGUGAGGAAGAAACAAGAGAAAGACAGACAGAAAAAGGAGGCACUUAAUGGGCAGCAGAGUGACAGCAAAGAAAAAGAGAGGGAGGAACAGGGAGAAAAAGAGGAGGAGGAAGAUGAAGAAGAGGAUGAUUCCUCUGAUCCUGACAUUGAAAAGGAGAUCCAAGCCAGUCAAGAGCAAGCUGGUCCAGAUGAUGAUGAAGAGGAUGUUGAAGAGGAGCAGUUGAACACCAGUGACAAUGAUCAGCCGAUGGAUGAGAACUCUCCUCUGUCAAUCAAAUCAUCCGUGCAGGACACAGAGGAGGAUCAGGGCGAUGACGACCAGCGAUCUCCAGCCAGCAGCUCACAUGAGGAGGGACCUGUGGAAACGAGCACAAACGGCAGACCUGUGAAACAAAGCCCUUCAUCCACAGAGAGCGUCAGUCAGUCAGAGACCAUGGACUGGUUGCCUAUCAGCAAAACAGAACUGAUUUCCACUAAUCACAUUAAAUCUGUUUCUGAAAGCACGGCUAACUGCACUGAGACUCUCUCCACCGAUCAGGACUCGCCGUCAACCCCCGUGAGAUCAGCCAACUGCAGUCCUCUACCUCCAACAAGCCCUUUACUGAUCGACGAGAUGGGCAACUACAAGAAGAGGAAACGACCCUCGACUGGAAACCAAACGGCCGCCUACAAUGGGAACUGCACACAUGACAGUGAUAUUCCUCUGGAUAUGGGUGUGAUCUGCUGCCCUGGGGAAGUAGACUUGUCCAGGACGAUGGUCAGAAGCGCACGAGCCACACCACCUCCUAAGAAAAAUAAGGUGAACGUGGCGACUCAGUGUGACCCAGAUGAAGUGAUCGUUCUGUCUGAUUCAGAUUGAGUUCUCAUCCUGCUCCAAUAGUGCCUGCCAAUGUGAACAGAGAACAAAAAAAACUCAUUUUUUAUUUUGGACCGGUUCAAUCAGGUUUUGAACUUCCGCCACUGAGACGCAAUGCCACUGUUUACUUUUUAUACAAGGGAAAAUGGCAUGCCGUUAUUCAUUCAGGCUUUUUAGAGGUAUUUUGGUAAAUUGUAAAUGGGUCUUGCCUCUAAACAUUCUUACUCCAAGGGUUUAUCUUGUAUUAUACUUAUGGUUUUAGUUUGAGGGUUUGGAUGCAAUCCUCAUUUGUGCUUGGAGUCAUGACGGGAAGUGAGCUUUCUCUCCUCAACUCAAUAAAUGCGCUCAUUUUGUCUAGUGUUUGACUUAAAUGUUGAUAACUUUGUACAGUGCACUGUGGAUUUUUUUUAAGCAGCUCUAGAAAUAAUUUCCCACAAGUUAUGAGCUACUUGACAUGCUCCAAUUUACAAAUGUUGGAAGAGUUGUUCAGAUUACAUAUUAAAGAAGUAGUUCACACUAAAAAAUAAAAAUUCAGACUUUUACUUUUUUUUUGUGGAAUACAGAAAAAUAUCAGUAUAUGGAUUCACAAGGACAUAAAAUAUAGACUGAAUUUUUAUUUUUGGGCGAAGUGUACCUUCAACUGGCCUCAGGUGACAAAGCACAAGAGUUAUGUGUCCUCUUACACACUUGACGUUUGGUAUUGAGAAGAUUUCUGUAAACUGCUGAUGAUUGAUCUAUUAAAUUGAUCAAUAUUGUCAUUUAAAAUGGUUUUUAAUUACUCUGCUUAACUAAUUGAGGAUUUAACUGGCAUGAAAAUGGACAAGGUACAUCAAAUGAAUGGUAACCAUAUUAAAUUUGUUGUAAUAAGCAUUUAUAUUAAUAACCAGGUUUGUAUUCUAUGUGCAAAACUGGCUUUGAAUGUUAAAUUUUAUUGUUCUAAGGCCAUACAUUUUUUAUUGCACCAGUCUGGUGGAUAAAUAGCACCUUAUUUUAUAAUAAUAAUUUAUU